Cooperia oncophora is the source of this 732-nucleotide messenger RNA. Lineage: Eukaryota; Metazoa; Nematoda; Chromadorea; Rhabditida; Trichostrongylidae. The record is from the annotation of a GenBank genome assembly.
AUGGCAAUCGAUUCACCUGAAAAGAAAUAUGGUAAUACACAGCUGAUUCUCAACGAAUUGGUGGAACAAAUGGAAAGAUGCCAGGCCAGCAGCAGGAAAACUGAAGAUCAGAGGAACCUUGAUACGUUCUACAAAAGAAGCAUGAGCAAUCCAAUGAGGGAAGUUGGACCACAAGACCACUACAUUCAAGCAUCUGCGAUUUCAUUGAUACGGAAGUGGAAUAUCAACAUCACAUCGAAUUCGAUACGAAAGGAAAAAGCAUGCAUUUUCUGCGAGAAGAAGGGUCAUUCUCCCAGGAGCUGCCCUGAAUUCACAACUCAUGAGCAAAGACUGCAAUAUAUGAGACGCCAUUCACUUUGCCUGAACUGUGGAGCCCCAGACCACAGGGCGAAUGAGUGUAACAAGGGACCACCAGCAGAAUUUAGUUUCCUCCUCAUUAAGACAAGAAGAAUACACAUUCUCCUCACCCAAACAAGACGACGAAGAAAGAUCCGAUCUCGACGUAUUAUGUUUGGAAAGUACCAGUUUGAAAACAAAGCGAAAGGACUGUGUCCUCAUAGGAGAGGCGCUGGUCUUCAACAAAUCCACACAGAUCGAUCAUCCGUAUGCAACGAACUUGCAAGACGCCUUUGCCUAGAGAAUGAAGACUCGAUCCGAAUGAGCAUCAACACAUUCGGAAAUCACGCACCAGGGGAAACGCUUUGUGACGCUCACUACAAUCCAAAAAUUUGA